Ectocarpus siliculosus is the source of this 1408-nucleotide messenger RNA. The record is from the annotation of a GenBank genome assembly. Lineage: Eukaryota; Phaeophyceae; Ectocarpales; Ectocarpaceae.
CAGACAGGCGAGGAGAGAGUCAAAGUGCAGGAGCAAGGAUGAUGUCUCUACUACCCCGGCGGGGGCUCGCGAUCGCGAUGCAACAAACCCGCGCCACCGCCGCCGUCUACCGCGCCCCCGUGGCCCUUCUCCACACCACGGACAAGAAGCAGGAGCAGUCCAGCAAGGUACAGGACAUGCGCAAGCCGACCAGCUCCGAGCUGACGAGAGCAGAGAAUGUGGACCAGCUCAUGCAGCAGGGAAAGGGCGGGGUUGAGUUCGUGGUUUCGAAGGUGGACGAUCUGGUGAACUGGGCGAGGAAGGGGUCGCUGUGGCCGAUGACGUUCGGGCUGGCCUGCUGCGCCGUGGAGAUGAUGCACUCCGCUGCCUCGCGCUACGACCUCGAGCGCUUUGGGAUGGUGUUCCGGGCGUCGCCCCGGCAGUCGGACGUGAUGAUCGUGGCAGGCACCCUGUGCAACAAGAUGGCACCAGCGCUGCGUAAGGUUUACGAUCAGAUGCCCGAGCCGCGUUGGGUGGUGUCCAUGGGGUCUUGCGCGAACGGGGGUGGCUACUACCACUACUCGUACUCGGUCGUACGUGGCUGCGACCGCAUCGUGCCGGUGGACAUCUACGUGCCGGGUUGCCCGCCGACCGCGGAGGCUCUUCUUUACGGCCUUCUCCAGCUGCAGAAGAAGAUCAAGGGGAACAAGUCGUUGUUGCUCCGGUUGAAGAAGUAGCGCGUUUUUUUUUAUCUCUCUGCUGGUGUUGUGAGGAGGCACGCGGCGACUUUAUCUCUUGUUGUCGUUCACGGUUUAACCGUGUGUCGUCGUUGCUGUUUGUGUAAUGCCGCCGCGGGGGGUACAGACAAAUGGCUUUGUUUGGGGCUGGGUGUCCGCUCAACGGGGUGUGAUUAGGCACAGAUCUGUAGAAGCCCCCAGUCAGUGCUGACUAAUGGUCUGGUGGUUUUGGAACAUGCUGGUAUGCAUACAAUCGAAGAAACACUACAAUACCCAUUCGAGAUAGACCACAGUAGUCGAAGGGGAUGUGUGGAGGUCUUUACAUUGAGUUGGAAGAAAACCGGUGGGAUAAAAGGGGCAUAUUUAGGGUCUUUUUAAGCCUAUUCACUGACUGAAUUUCUAUCAGUGAUGCCAGCGGGCGCUGAUCACAAAAUCACAGUUUGUACAGGUAUAGGUACAAAUCACAAGACAUCUCCUCUGUAGCCUUCUAUCGAUUGGGUCGACGACACAAACAUCGGGGAGAAACCCUCCGUUAGGUCGUGUGUUGUAGCAUUCUGCCUUGACGGGAACAAGUUUGAUCUGUAGACUUGCCUGUGCAAACCAUGCUGGAAAGGAUGGAUCUAAGGGAACAAGCUGUACCGCAACCGCACUCGAUACCAAUGGUACGUACCGUGAUUUCGGUGGAAAACAUG